AUGAAAAGCUUAUUUAUAAUUCUUUCGGAAUUAAAUAGUAAAUAAAGAAUAUAAAAAGCCGUAAGGCAUUUAAAUGAUGCAAUUUUAUUAAGAGCUGUUAGACAUGAUAUUGACAGUCCUAUUUAGAGAAAAUCUGUUGUAUUUAUUUAUAAUUGGUAAACUAAUAUUAUUUGGAAUGAAAUUUUAUUUUUAACUUCUUUUAUAUAUCCUAUGUUAUCAUUUUUUGAAGAAAUUGUAGACUAAUCAUAAAUUUAUAAUAAGAUUUUCGUUUGUGAAAUAGGAUUUUUAAAUGUUUUUUUAUUCGAUUUGUUUCUUGAAACAUUUCAUAGAUUUUUUGAUAAAGAUAAAUAAUUAGUUGACUCUUUUAUUUAUAAUCAUAAAUAUUUAUAAAAAGUUUUGAUAUUUUUUGUUAUAUUAGCAGACUUUAUUUAUUAUUUAAACUCUUUUCCUAAAAAUAUUAUUAGAUUUGGAAAAUAUAUAAGACCAUUUCUUGUACUAUUUUAUUCAAAAGAGUUAAGAAGAACAUUUUAAAGUAUUAUUUAGUCUUUAAAAGAAAUUAUUUAGCUAAUAAUAUUGGUUUUAUUAAUAACAUUUUUUUUUGCUAUUAUUGGAUGGAAGUUUAUUGGUGAUUUAGAUAAUUAAAGUAACUUUUAAAAUAUUACAAUUGCUUCAAAUAUUUUAUAUUCAUUAAUAAGUUUUGAUGGGUAUCCUGAUUGUAUGAUGCCAGCUUACAGUAAAUAUUUAUUAUAAUAUAUAUAAAAUUAUAUUGAUAAAAAAUUAGAUUAUUCAGUAUUUUAUAUAAUUUAUUUUCUUUCUUACCUUAUACUUUAUUUAUUAAUAUUUAUUCCUAUUCCAGUUGCAGUCGUUUUCGAAGCAUUUCGAGUAAAAAUUUAAUUUUCAAUUUAUAUUCAGAAACACAUAAUUUUUUUUUUACCAAAUAACAAAAAAAAGAACUCUAGAAGUAAAUUAGUUAUAAUGGAUAGAAUUAAAUAAAAAGAGGCUCUAUUGGCUUGUUUUGUCUCUUUAGAUUUUAGCGAAUCUAAAUGA
Messenger RNA from Ichthyophthirius multifiliis, 1047 nucleotides. RefSeq lists its product as hypothetical. The record is from RefSeq and is a predicted model, not a curated record. Gene Ontology annotation, cellular component: membrane. Gene Ontology annotation, biological process: monoatomic ion transport; transmembrane transport. The transcript has 5 exons. NCBI's taxonomy places the organism in Eukaryota, Ciliophora, Oligohymenophorea, Hymenostomatida. Gene Ontology annotation, molecular function: monoatomic ion channel activity.